GCGUCAAUCAGCAAGGUAAACGUAACAGAACCAUGGCUCAGUUUCCAACACCUUUUGGUGGUAGCCUGGACAUCUGGGCCAUAACUGUGGAGGAAAGAGCCAAGCAUGAUCAACAGUUCCAUAGUCUGAAGCCGAUAUCUGGAUUUAUCACUGGUGAUCAAGCAAGGAACUUUUUUUUUCAAUCUGGGUUACCUCAGCCUGUCUUAGCGCAAAUAUGGGCACUAGCUGACAUGAAUAACGACGGAAGAAUGGAUCAAGUGGAGUUUUCCAUAGCUAUGAAGCUUAUCAAACUGAAGCUCCAAGGAUAUCAGCUGCCCUCUGCACUUCCCCCUGUCAUGAAGCAGCAGCCAGUUGCUAUUUCUAGUGCACCAGCAUUUGGUAUAGGAGGAAUUGGUAGCAUGCCACCACUUACAGCCGUUGCUCCAGUGCCAAUGGGCUCCAUCCCCGUUGUUGGAAUGUCUCCACCCUUAGUAUCUUCUGUUCCUCCAGCAGCAGUGCCUCCCCUGGCCAACGGGACGCCUCCCGUCAUCCAGCCUCUGCCUGCAUUUGCUCAUCCCGCAGCCACAUUGCCAAAGAGUUCUUCCUUCAGCAGAUCUGGUCCAGGGUCUCAGUUAAACACUAAGUUACAGAAGGCACAAUCAUUCGAUGUAGCCAGUGCCCCUCCAGCAGCAGAAUGGGCCGUGCCUCAGUCCUCGAGACUGAAAUACAGGCAGUUAUUCAACAGCCACGACAAAACGAUGAGUGGACACUUAACAGGUCCCCAGGCAAGAACUAUUCUUAUGCAAUCAAGUUUACCCCAGGCUCAGCUGGCUUCAAUAUGGAAUCUUUCUGACAUUGAUCAAGACGGAAAACUCACAGCAGAAGAAUUUAUCCUGGCUAUGCACCUAAUUGAUGUUGCCAUGUCUGGCCAACCCCUGCCACCUGUUCUGCCUCCAGAAUACAUUCCUCCUUCCUUUAGAAGGGUUCGCUCCGGCAGUGGGAUGUCCGUCAUAAGCUCUUCGUCUGUGGAUCAGAGGUUGCCCGAGGAGCCGGCUUCAGAGGAUGAGCAGCAGUUAGAGAAGAAGCUACCCGUAACAUUUGAGGACAAGAAGCGGGAGAAUUUUGAACGUGGCAAUCUGGAGCUGGAGAAGCGCAGGCAAGCCCUCCUGGAGCAGCAGCGCAAAGAGCAGGAGCGUUUGGCUCAGCUGGAGCGCGCCGAGCAAGAGAGGAAAGAGCGGGAGCGCCAGGAACAGGAGCGCAAAAGACAGCUGGAGCUGGAGAAGCAGCUGGAGAAGCAGCGGGAACUGGAGCGGCAGAGAGAGGAGGAAAGGAGGAAAGAAAUCGAGAGGCGAGAGGCCGCAAAACGGGAACUUGAACGGCAGCGACAACUUGAAUGGGAGCGGAACCGGAGACAAGAACUCCUGAAUCAGAGGAACAAAGAGCAGGAGGGCAUUGUCGUCCUGAAGGCGAGGAGGAAGACUCUGGAGUUCGAGUUAGAAGCUCUGAAUGACAAAAAGCAUCAGCUAGAAGGAAAACUUCAGGAUAUCAGAUGUCGACUGACAACCCAAAGGCAGGAAAUUGAGAGCACAAACAAGUCGAGAGAGCUGAGAAUUGCCGAAAUCACCCACUUACAGCAGCAACUACAGGAAUCUCAGCAAACGCUUGGAAGACUUAUUCCAGAAAAACAGAUACUCAAUGACCAAUUAAAGCAAGUUCAGCAGAACAGUUUGCAUAGAGAUUCGCUUCUUACCCUCAAAAGAGCCUUGGAAGCCAAAGAGCUGGCCCGGCAGCAGCUCCGAGAACAGCUGGACGAGGUGGAGCGAGAGACCAGGUCAAAGCUACAGGAGAUCGAUGUCUUCAACAACCAGCUGAAGGAACUAAGAGAAAUACACAGCAAGCAGCAGCUGCAGAAACAGAAGUCCAUCGAGGCAGAGCGGCUGAGGCAGAAGGAGCAGGAGCGGAAGAGCCUAGAGUUAGAGAAGCAAAAGGAAGAAACUCAGAGACGAGCUCAGGACAGGGACAAGCAGUGGCCGGAGCACGUGCAGCAGGAGGAACAUUCACGGCCACGGAGACCCCACGAGGAGGACAAACUGAAAAGGGAAGAGAGUGUCAAAAAGAAGGAGGGCGAAGAGAGAGCCAAACCGGAAGCACAGGACAAGCUGAGUCGGCUUUUCCAUCCGCAUCAAGAUCCGGCUAAGCCAGCUGUCCAAGCACCCUGGUCUACCACAGAGAAAGGCCCGCUUGCAAUUUCUGCGCAGGACAACGUCAAAGUGGUGUAUUACCGAGCGUUGUACCCCUUUGAAUCCAGAAGUCAUGAUGAAAUCACAAUCCAGCCGGGUGAUGUAGUCAUGGUGGAUGAAAGCCAAACUGGAGAGCCAGGGUGGCUUGGAGGAGAACUGAAAGGAAAGACAGGAUGGUUCCCUGCAAACUAUGCAGAGAAGAUUCCAGAAAAUGAGGUUCCCACUCCAGCCAAACCAGUGACUGAUCUGACAUCUGCCCCUGUCCCCAAACUGGCUCUGCGUGAGACCCCCGCUCCUUUGCCAGUGGCCUCCUCUGAGCCCUCUACAACCCCCAACAACUGGGCAGACUUCAGUUCCACGUGGCCCACCAGCACAAGCGAGAAACCGGAAACGGAUAACUGGGAUGCAUGGGCAGCCCAGCCUUCUCUCACUGUGCCCAGCGCUGGCCAGUUAAGGCAGAGAUCGGCCUUUACACCAGCCACAGCCACUGGCUCAUCCCCAUCUCCCGUCCUGGGCCAGGGUGAAAAAGUGGAAGGGCUGCAAGCACAAGCCCUGUAUCCUUGGAGAGCCAAAAAAGACAACCACUUAAAUUUUAACAAAAAUGAUGUCAUCACCGUUCUGGAACAGCAAGACAUGUGGUGGUUUGGAGAAGUUCAAGGUCACAAGGGUUGGUUCCCCAAGUCUUACGUGAAACUCAUUUCAGGUCCCGUCAGGAAAGCUUCAAGCAUCGAUACUGGCCCUGCAGAAAGUCCUGCUAGCCUAAAGAGAGUGGCUUCCCCGGCAGCCAAGCCAGCCGUUCCUGGAGAAGAAUUUAUUGCCAUGUACACUUACGAGAGUUCUGAGCAAGGAGAUUUAACCUUUCAGCAAGGGGAUGUGAUUUUGGUUACCAAGAAAGAUGGUGACUGGUGGACGGGCACGGUGGGCGACAAGUCCGGAGUCUUCCCUUCUAACUAUGUGAGGCUUAAAGAUUCAGAGGGCUCUGGAACUGCUGGGAAAACAGGGAGUUUAGGAAAAAAACCUGAAAUUGCCCAGGUUAUUGCUUCCUACACUGCUACUGGUCCUGAACAACUCACCCUGGCUCCUGGUCAGCUGAUUUUGAUCCGGAAAAAGAACCCAGGUGGAUGGUGGGAAGGAGAACUGCAGGCUCGAGGGAAAAAGCGCCAGAUAGGCUGGUUCCCAGCAAAUUAUGUCAAACUUCUAAGCCCUGGAACAAGCAAAAUCACCCCAACCGAGCUACCCAAGUCUGCAGCGCUGCCGGCAGUGUGCCAAGUGAUCGGGAUGUACGAUUACACCGCACAGAACGAUGACGAGCUGGCCUUCAGCAAGGGCCAGAUCAUCAACGUCCUCAACAAGGAGGACCCCGACUGGUGGAAAGGAGAAGUCAACGGGCAGGUCGGGCUCUUCCCAUCCAAUUAUGUGAAGCUGACCACGGACAUGGACCCAAGCCAGCAAUGGUGCUCAGACUUACACCUCUUAGAUAUGCUGACCCCGACUGAGAGGAAACGACAAGGCUACAUCCAUGAACUCAUUGUCACAGAGGAGAACUACGUGAAUGACCUGCAGUUGGUCACGGAGGUCUUUCAGAAACCCCUGAUGGAGUCUGAGCUGCUGACAGAAAAAGAGGUUGCUAUGAUUUUUGUUAACUGGAAGGAGCUGAUCAUGUGUAAUAUCAAACUGCUGAAAGCACUGAGAGUCCGUAAGAAGAUGUCCGGAGAGAAGAUGCCCGUGAAGAUGAUCGGCGACAUCCUGAGUGCCCAGCUGCCCCACAUGCAGCCCUACAUCCGCUUCUGCAGCUGCCAGCUCAAUGGGGCUGCCCUCAUCCAGCAGAAGACCGACGAGGCCCCCGACUUCAAGGACUUCGUCAAAAGACUGGCAAUGGACCCUCGGUGCAAAGGGAUGCCACUGUCCAGUUUUAUCCUGAAGCCUAUGCAGCGCGUCACGAGAUACCCGCUGAUCAUUAAAAAUAUCCUAGAAAACACCCCUGAAAACCACCCCGACCACAGCCACUUGAAGCAUGCCCUGGAGAAGGCAGAAGAACUGUGUUCCCAGGUGAACGAGGGGGUGCGAGAGAAGGAAAACUCGGACCGGCUGGAGUGGAUCCAAGCCCACGUGCAGUGUGAGGGCCUUUCUGAGCAACUGGUGUUCAACUCAGUGACCAACUGCUUGGGGCCACGCAAGUUUCUGCACAGCGGGAAGCUCUACAAGGCCAAGAGCAACAAGGAGCUCUAUGGCUUCCUCUUCAACGACUUCCUCCUGCUGACCCAAAUCACAAAGCCCUUAGGCUCUUCCGGCACCGACAAAGUCUUCAGCCCCAAAUCUAACUUGCAGUAUAAAAUGUACAAAACGCCUAUUUUCUUAAAUGAGGUCCUAGUAAAAUUGCCCACCGACCCUUCUGGGGACGAGCCCGUCUUCCACAUUUCCCACAUUGACCGAGUCUACACCCUCCGAGCAGAGAGCAUAAAUGAAAGGACUGCCUGGGUGCAGAAAAUCAAAGCCGCCUCUGAGCUCUACAUAGAGACGGAGAAAAAGAAGCGCGAGAAGGCAUACCUGGUCCGUUCCCAGCGAGCGACCGGCAUUGGAAGGCUGAUGGUGAACGUUGUAGAAGGCAUUGAAUUGAAGCCCUGUCGGUCACAUGGAAAGAGCAACCCAUACUGUGAGGUGACCAUGGGCUCUCAGUGCCACAUCACCAAGACGAUCCAGGACACGCUGAACCCCAAGUGGAACUCCAACUGCCAGUUCUUCAUCCGAGACCUGGAGCAGGACGUCCUCUGCAUCACCGUGUUCGAGAGGGACCAGUUCUCGCCCGACGACUUUUUAGGUCGGACAGAGAUCAGAGUGGCUGACAUCAAGAAAGACCAGGGCUCCAAGGGGCCAGUUACAAAAUGUCUCCUGCUGCAUGAGGUCCCCACGGGAGAGAUUGUGGUCCGCCUUGACCUGCAGUUGUUUGAUGAACCAUAGCAGUCCCGGGAUGAUCAUAGAGGACUUCCUUCUCAAGGCCCCUCACACUGUCUGCUGAUCAGUCCCGGGGCAACAGGGACAGCAAAGACAAAGUCCCUCAAGGCUACUAGGAGUAGUUCUCGACAAUCCUGCCCUUCAAACCAUGUCCCAUUUUAUGAAUCCAAAUUCUCUUUUCCUUUGUCCUCAGUAUAGGUCCCAUCAUGGUUUCUAGAGUCUCAGAAAUCCACAACCUUGAACUAGGUUCCCUUGGGAGCCCGGAUUCUUCUCCGGGCCAAGGCAUGGGUCUGGCUACUACAGAGUAGAUUUAUAAACGUGGGGGCUGUAUUUUGGAGAACUUGUGUAGGCCUCCUAUUUCUCACCUCUAGCAGCCCCUUUGCAGACUCCCUGACCUAUGAAGCCCCGUGUGUGGUGCGUUUAGUCCGGUUAUGACAGAAUUGCUGCUUUGGAGUCCAGCCUCCACUGGGAAAUGGGGCCCGGGAUUGAUUGCUCAGUAUAAUGGCUCCUAAGGCAGGCACCUGCUUGGCCCCCUGGAAAGCUGUUAUUGGAAGAUUCUCAAGUGUGCAUUAGAGUUGUUCAGACCUCGAUUAGUUAUCAGCGAAAACGCACUGGUGCACAUGGGAUGGUUCAAGAUGUGCUUGGAGAAUGGUUCUGGAAGCUCAUCUAUGAAGUUCUGUCCUGUUGAGUUAGAUCCACUUCGGGUCCCUGGGAAGCCUUGAUGCCAUGAAGUUCCUUACCUACGAAGUUUUGCCCUGAUGAGCUAAAUCUACUGCGGGGCACUUGGAAGGCUCGAUGACAUUAUUGAGUCCUGGUUGCCGGCUAUUCUUGGAACAUUCUCUUUGGCCUUGGAGACCCUGUGAUGUUUCUGAGAAGGUCUGUCUGGUGAGCAGCCCGAGCUUCCCGCAGCAGCCUUUAGUGCUCAGCCCAGGAGGUCAUGCCUUACGUGGAUGAAGUUUGAAACAGAAAGGAUUCAAGAUGGAACUGGGAGAUGGUGGGAGCUGCCAAGAAAAUCCAUUACUUGGUGUGGGAAGGGGGAAAGACCAUGGGAACACGUGGGCCCCACACAUGGGGUAGGAAGAUGGGAAACUCUCCCCUAAGCUUUCUCGGGCACACACCAAUUUUUUAAUAAUAGAAACACAGGCACUUUUUUUUUUUUUGCCAGAGUCAGGGUGUGUAGACCAAGCUUUUAGUCUGAGCACUUCAGGUUUUCUUUUCCUUAAAUGCUAAGAGGUAGGUUGGUUAAGUAGAUAAUGACUUACUUUGCUGAUGGAAAGUGUGGGCCGAGUUUUGUUCCCGUGGUCGCGUUCUCAUGACCAGUCUGUGGUCAUGAGUGUUCUUUGCAUGUCUCUGGAUUCUGGCCUCAGGUUCUUUUGGGUUAGGUGGGGGUCUUUUCUGUGCUAGGUCCUCAGGAUUGUUCUAGAAGUCUCUUGUAAGUGAUAGUGUGCCCGUGUCAGAAUAACUACUCUACUGAAAACUGAACGCUUCAUGUGACCUCAUGCCUACAGGUCCCUGUCCAUGUAUGUGUGUCACGUGAUUUUUCAAAAAAUGUAUGUGGGAAAGGACAACAAAGUUUACAUUUCAUACUUCCGAGAAACACUUACUAUUUAUUUAUUGAAGAUAGUGUUGACUUUUGUAUCAAGAACAACAGACAUACCUAUUUUAUUUUUAAACACACCAAUAAACUCUUCCGUUAGCAGCUUCUAGCCGAACACGAGCUAGAUUUAGUUAGCUUCAGGCAUGUACUGGCUUACCACUUCCCAGCAGAAAACACUCAAAACGCUUCACGUUUGUGCUUUUUAUGUUAUUAAGAAACUGUUUUAAAUGAAACAUGUAAAUCGAUCCAUAACUCAUGCUUCCCUGUUUCUAUGCCCAGGAGGCUUUGCUCGGUGUAUUGAUGAAGGACAUGUUCCCAUAGUGUGAAAAACAAGUGUUGAGUGUGCAAAUGGCCAGGGUUGAGCCACCAUUCUGUUGAUCCUCCCUUCUGUCCCUUAGCCCCCUUUCCCUUCAUCGACUUUAUUUUCAGGUUAAUGUUGAACGUCCAUAUUCCUGUAGGAAGUCUGAGGCAUGCAUGGUGGCCCCUGUAGGUCCUAGGUUACCCUCUCACAGAAUCCCAUGGUUGUAGCAUGUCUGUGGGUCUUUUCCCCAGGUGACUCUACUGGGCAUCCUUGGGGGUGAUCCUGGGAGCUGACAAAUCUGGAUUAGUGUCCUUGUAUCUGCUACUGUCAUUUGUCAUGAGUGAGCGUACUUCUGGAUGAGUCGGGCUGGCCCUCAGACCCAGCUAUGACUCCAGAGUCCUGCAGGGGAGUCCCGCUGUGAUCCAUGGGCGACAGAGCCACAAACCCUUGAUUCUCCACUUCUUCACGUCUCCCUUUUAGAACAGCCAGGCUGCAUUUCAUAUAAAUGGCAUGUCCUUGCCAACAAGAGAUCUGAACCCCAGCUGUAUGCAGUGUUUGUCCAGGCUAUGCCUCCUGGCAUCCUGAUGCUAGCCCUUCAAACCUCCCCCCCACCUCGAGGCAUUCUCCUCUGUGAGCCACACUGCCAGUACCUCCCACACUCUGACCUCCUCUCCCUCAGGAAGGGGCUCUCCUGGGAAGUGGCUACGCUCUGACCCUGAGAGCAUUGAGGACCAAAGCUCCUACGCUGGGUUUUCUUUACGAACCACUUGUCCCAAGGGGUCAAGUCUGACCUCUGAGGCAGGGCUGAUAUUUUGUCCCCCUAGCAGGUGGACAGAUAGCUUUAUCUCUUGGGACCAGAUUUGCUGUGUCCACCAGAGUUUGGAGACAUAUGUAAUUUGUUCAGGUCUAGGUCUGCCCUGGCUGGAAUGAGAGAUCUUUCUAGACUGUAGCCACCAGGAGUGCUAGACAGCGGGGAUGCCGUCAUCAGCUGUUUGUAUAAUAUGUUCCUGUCCUUGGACAACAAACAAAAAAACCAUUCUUCCCAAAGAACUCUAAUGGGAAAUGGACAUUUUUCUUCCUUGUUUUGAGACAGGACCUCACUGCAUAGCCUAAGCCGGCCUUGGAUUUAGGAUCCUCCUGCCUUAGCCUCCUAUGUGUUGAAAUUACAAGUGUGUACCACUGUGCUCAGCUGUCUUCAAUUUUAUAAACAAAGGUAUGACUUCAGUAUAUAAGGAGACUUGAUUUCCCCUGGGAGGAUUGACCUGCACUGGAAACAAACAUCCCAAGAGAAAGCGGAUCAGUGGAUCACGGGCAUUGCUUGUUACCUUUCUGUUUGUUUGCUUGUUUUUCAAGACAGGAUUUCUCUGGCUAACUCCGGCUGUCCUGGAACUCACUCUGUAGACAAGGCUAACCUUAAACUUCAAGAGACCCACCUGCCUCUGCCUCCCGAGUGAUAGAGUUAAAGGCGUGCACCACCAUGCCCUGUACUUGUUAUCCUGACUUGGUGCCAACCUGAGUCCUAGAGGUGGCUCCAGGAGGCCAAGGGCUUUGGUAAUUUCAGGUUGGUCUUCCCAGGUGAUGCAGCCGCGACCUCCGCAGGAGCUGGCUGGGCAGGAGUAGAAUUUAGUGACCUCAGAGCAUCCAGGGGGAGUCCAGAAUCUCAUGAGUCUGAAAUCCAGGGCAAAUGGACAGGGUCUCUCUGGCUUUAUUUGCAAGCUGAAGUACCUGAGUUGGCUGAGACCACAAUGGAGAGGCGAAGAGAGGCAGCCUGCACACCAAGGACCUGUGGUCUAGCUGCUCGGCUGUUUUGAGUCCUAGAAGAGGUUGAAAGUGUGUUAGACUCUUUCUCUCUGCCUUUCCUUCCGGGGUUCAGGCCUGCUGUAGUUCUGGCGUCCCUGCUUCUGCCUCCUCUCUCCUGGGGCUGAAUUCUUGUGUCUUUUCUUUGUUUCCAUCCGUUCUCCCCGGAGACACACUGACGAUGACAUGUCUGGGGAUGCUAUCUGGUUAGGCUCAUGUUCCGGGACAGAACUCAGGGCAGAAGUUGGUUUGUGUGAGUGAUGGACACUUCUUUAAGAGAGUUCUGCCCUUGCUGGACUAGUAGGCAACAGCAAGGUGUCCCGGUGUGGGUACUGAAGAUGCCAACCUGUGCCCCCUACUCCUUUUGUGCACAGUUUGCUUUAAGGAGGGCCAGUGCUUGACUUUUUCCAGCUACAUUAAUUACCUACCUGCCUAGGGUCUGUACCUGCAGGGGGCCAGGGAUGCAAGGUCAAGGUAAGGCUGGGAAGCAGAAGGAAAAAGGGAAGAGGGAAAGAAGGCAGGGAGGAGGGAGAGGGGGGAGGAGAAAGAGAGGGACAGGCAGUCAAAAGAGAUCUUGGAGCAGGCUUGUGCUAGCUCUUUAAGCACCCGGGCCUCUCAGGCUAUGACGCCAGGUGAGAGCUGCGUGGAGGUUAAUGGCGCCCACUGCCAUGCACUCCUUUUAGGAGUUAAAGGACCACAUCUUUGGGGAGGAGACUCGCCACCCCUGCCACCCCUGCAUGCCAGGCAGUCAUAUUUCUGAAGAUGUAAUUUAGCCCUCUCUCCUUGUCACAGAGGCACACCUCCGGUGUAGCCGCCUUCUGAACGGCAAGUUCCUGUGAGCUCUUGGGCACUGUAUUCUGUUUUGAAUGACCCCUAUUUAUGAACGUUGCCCUAUGAUGGGCUGGUCAAGGAAACUAAAUACUUCCUGGUAGCUCUGACUCGGAAUAAACCGCUGGCUGGUUGCCAAGGGAUUCAUCUUUCCUGCUCCCCGAUACCUGGAAAGCAGUUGCUAGUUCCGGGCUGCUUCCUCCCAAGGCACCGCAUGAGGUUUCUUUUUGUAGGUUACCAGGGCCAACUAUGAUGUAUAAUAACUUCACCUCUGUAAGAGCCAGGAAAGGUUCUGUCCGUGAGAAGCAUGGAAAACACCACCCAUGAGAAAGAUGGCCGUGAUCUCAGGUUCUCUAACUUGAGAACAUUAAAACUCAGAUGCCAGCGCACUGCCCGUCUACAAUCAGGAGCGCUAAUGCGGUCAGCAAUGCUAAAGGUGUGCUGUUCUUUCAGGGGGUCGUCCUUUCUGUCCAGGGUACGCCCAGGGGGCUGGGAGUCAGAGAAGCCAUCUUUUUGACUUUCAAGUCAACAUGUAAAUCUAAUUUUAAGUCAUUUUAAUAACAUAAAAUCCACGUUCCAUGACUGGGGAGAUGGCUCCAUCAGUAAAGCGCUUGCCGUGCAAACCCGAGGACCUGAGUUUGAUCCUCUGCACCCACGUCAAAACGCCAGAUGCAGCAAUAUGUACCGGUAAUCCCAGUGCUGGGAAGGCCCUGACAAGAGGAUCCUUGACUGUGUUCCCUGGGGGGCUGGCUGAACUGGCUAGUGAGUUAUAGUGAGAAACCCUGUCUUAAAGGAUAAGGUGCAGAGCUAUGGGGGAAGACAGCGCUGGAAUCUGGGGGUCCGUGUGCAAGAGCUCCCGAACUAACAUAAGCGCAUAUACACAUGGUGGGUAUCUUAGUGUUCAAGGGGCACCGAGGAGAGUUGCAUUUAGAAGUGGGCUUAUUCUGUCAGCUUUCAAAAUACCCAUCAUCCCUCUGGGAUUUCUGGAGAACUGAUCAGGGACCAAGGCUCCUUUUUGUGCCAUGGAGAUGCCUCUUUCCUUCUAGAACCGUCUUCUACUUACCAUUCGCAAGACUACCAUCCUGUGAUUUUCUGCCUCUCCAGCAAUGCUCUUUUGCCAUUCUCGGCUCAAACUCAGAUUUCUUAUUUCCUCUUGUUCUUGGUAAAAACAGAGUGGGGACCCCAGAAACAUAGGAGCCAACGUCGGUGUGGUGGCUCGCGCGGCAGAAGCUGCCUUCCCCUUUGCAGUUUCUCCAGGGUCCUGCGGCUCCUAGAUUGUUCUGUUGGCAGGUCCCGGGGUGCUGGCUCCCCCUGCUGCCACUUUACAGCAUUGCUCCUGUGUGACUCAGAAGGAAGUGGCUAGAGAGAACGACAGAGAAAGGGCUAGAACCUGGUAGGUGAGUGAGCGCACCUAGCCGAACAAUGAGUGUUGAAAGUUGGCAUGAACCCAAAGCUUCUGGGCACAGUGAGGUGGUUUUCCUGCCUGCUGGCGCUGGGACUUGCCAGAAGCACCUCCUUGACUUCCUCACCUUUUCUGUGUCUAAAUCCGAGGAGAACUUUGCUACUCAGUUCUCCACAGAAAAGGGCUGACUGCCUGAAGGAGACCUCUGUUCCCACAGGACUUCUAGAAGUCAGUUGAACAGCAGAGUGUCUACCCUAAGACUUCAACUUCUGAUAUUUUAAGUGGCAAACGGUGAGAUGUAGUCACUGGUUGCAUGAUGUGUGUCUGUGAGUGAGUGUGUAUGGCUGUGUGUCCUGCUGAAGGAGACAGGUAAUGCGUUGAGCACGCUUCCCCGCGCUGCAUUCACGACCAGUGUGGGCCAGGUGCAAAAAUAAAAAUUGUGACUUCCCUGUCCCAAACGAUUGGGGAUUUCAGUAGUGACGGCAAAGGCUUGAGCUGUCUGGGUCCUGCUGAGUGUGGAGCGUGAGUUGUCUAGGCCCCACACCCUGGAUCUGCUUUGACUGCACUGUAAAUGUAGAAGGGCUUCUCUGUGUCUCUUUCCUUUGGAAAGAUCUCCCUGGCAGGCUGUGUAGAGCUGGGGUAGUAAUGCCAUCUCUCCUUUCCUCUCGGCUCCCUUCCUUUUUUUUUUUUUCUUUUAUCUUCUUUGCAGUGCUAAGGAUCAAAGCUAGGGCCUCAUGCAUACUCAGAAAGUGAUCUAUUUUUCAACAUGCCAUUCUUUUAUCUCUUGAAAUUACAAACAGUCUGGGAUAAUUAGAGCGCGCCGAACCCCAGCUCACAAUCGCAAGCACCCCUGACUGGAUGGGGGUUGUCAAUGGAUGGUUGAUGCUUUCUCAGGUCCCAGUCUGGGCUGUGUCGCUGAACAGCAAGUGGCUUUGAGCCUUCUAAAGUGAAUUCUCCGCCUUGAAAUAAAGCCUUUCCCUUAGCCACCAGUCAGGCUACCAAUCUCUGGAGAGGAAGAGUGGUUGGAGCCAGGAGCCUCUCUGUCCUAGAGGCCAAGUGUCUGAGAUUUUGUUUCUGAGAGGCAGGGCCCUCACAUGCUAGAUCCCCCCCUUGUGGCUUGUGUGUGGCUCUUGGGUGAUGUUAGUAAAGGAGAAAACCUGCUGUGUGUUAGCCCCUGAGUUCUAGAAGACCAGGGCUCCAGGAAGACCAGUGUGUGUGUGUUGCUGUGCUGUAUAGCUUUCCUUGUAUUGGAUGCUGUAAACCCUCGGAGGCUCUGUUUGCCUUUUGCAGAUGUAGUCCCAAAUCUACACAUGUAGAGCAAUAAUCUUUCUCAAGUCUCUUGAUUCCCUUCCUGUAAUUCUAGCUCCAGAGAUGGAGACAGGAGGAUCAGGAAUUUAGGGCCAACCUCAGUUGUAGAGGAGUUCAAGGCCGGCUGGGCUUCAUGAGACCCUAUCUCAAAACUAAAACCACGAAAACUGAGGAGGAGAAGAGAGACAGAAGGUCUGCCUGUCGUGGAUUUAAGUCACCUUAAAGAAAAGCAGACUGUUUCCGUGGCCACGCUCCGUAGAGACACCUGACCACCUCCGGCAUCGGCAUCCAUUUUAAUGGCUGUUUUAGAACACACUUCAUUAAUCAGCAUUCUCAAACCAUCACUUGCUGAGUGUUCUCCAAAGGUCUCAAUGGUUAGAUGUGCAUUUAAAGGAGCCCUUGUUGUUAAUGGCCCCAAGUAUCUUGGAACUGAGAGAGCGGCCUCAGAUCUGGUCCACACAGCCCACUGGGAGCCCGAGUCCUUUCCCCUGUGACGGCUCCUCGUACAGGGGAGUGAGCUGCCAUUCACCGGUUUGUACUGUCUUAGCUCUGCAGCUUUGCAGCCUCACACACGCCGAUGAGGGGCAUACACACCUGUACAGAGGCGAGAAGCCUCCACCAAAUGACCUGUGUCUAACAGCUCACAGCUCCUAGGUUUCUGCAUCUAAUGCAGUUUCCAACAAAGACAAAGACAGCAAUCCACUGCAUAACGUGAAAUGACUGUGCUCUGUGUGUGGUUCGUCCUGACAUCUCUGCUGUAUGUUUUUGGGGAAUGACGAUUAUAUGUAUAUACCGUAUGUAAGAGGCUAUGCUGCCCAAUGUUGCGUAAACUUAACAGAUUCUCUAGUCUGAAUAUUUAACUUGUUAUUGUAAAAUGUGAUUUCUCAUUGAGAGAUUAUUUUUCUGUAUGUAUAUGAGAGUAUUUUAGGAAUCUAAUUUAAGUGCAUAAACUAUAGAAGAAACCUAAAACCAUACUCCAGGAGUAGCGAUGCCUGAUCGGAUCACUUGGGUUCAACCCAACUCAAUUUUAUUAAAAGACAAAUCCAAGUUGAA
This is a messenger RNA of Myodes glareolus (Bank vole), 13457 nucleotides long. The record is from RefSeq and is a predicted model, not a curated record. NCBI's taxonomy places the organism in Eukaryota, Metazoa, Chordata, Mammalia, Rodentia, Cricetidae.